This is a messenger RNA of Callorhinchus milii (elephant shark), 2153 nucleotides long. Its product is annotated as ras-related protein Rab-39B. The transcript is spliced from 2 exons. Lineage: Eukaryota; Metazoa; Chordata; Chondrichthyes; Chimaeriformes; Callorhinchidae. The record is from RefSeq and is a predicted model, not a curated record. Gene Ontology annotation, cellular component: Golgi membrane. Gene Ontology annotation, molecular function: GTPase activity; GTP binding. The coding region runs from base 144 to 782 and encodes 212 amino acids.
CUUCCGCAUCUCCCAGACAAUGUAAACCCAAACCAGUUUUGGUGCAACUUUGCAGCGACCCUGGGCAGUUUGGGGGGGCGCGUUUGGGGAGCGAGAGAGGUGGGGGAGAGAAAUAGGUGUACUUGUCUCUCCUGAGCGAUGCCAUGGAGGUGGUCUGGCAGUACCAGUUUCGGAUUAUCGUGGUGGGAGACUCCACGGUGGGCAAAUCUUCUCUCCUGAAACGUUUCACCGAUGACAGUUUCAACGAGGUUUCGGAUCCGACCGUGGGAGUGGAUUUCUAUGCGCGUUUGGUGGAGGUCGAGCCCGGGUGUAACAUCAAACUCCAGCUCUGGGAUACAGCUGGUCAAGAAAGGUUCAGAUCCAUCACUCGCUCCUACUACAGGAAUUCGGUGGGGGGCUUCCUGCUGUUCGAUCUGACCAACCGGAAGUCCUUUGAGAACAUCACAGAAUGGCUGAACGAAAUCAACGAACACGUGUUCCCGAACAAGACCAUCUUUGUUUUGCUCGGGCACAAAUGCGACUUAACCGACGAUCGUGAGGUGACCCGAGAGGAGGUGGAGAAGCUGGCGGAAGGGCUGGGCUUGGAAUACCUGGAGACCUCGGCCAAAGACAACACCAACGUGGAGAAGGCGUUCGUCACGCUGACCCGGUGCAUUUACGAUUCAAUGAACUCAGGGGAGAUCGUGUUGGAGAAAGGUUGGGAUGGAGUGAAACGAGGAUUUCAUCCCAAGAUACUGGAGCACUCAAAAGACAAAAAGAAAGGAAGUGAUUGCAAUUGCUAGCUAUUCGCCCACUGAAUACUCAGUCUUUACCCUUGACAGUAAAUCCUGGAAACACUUUAAAGCAUCCUCCCGUCACGAAAGGCACUGUGUGAAAUGCAAGGUUUAUGCACCUGAUCCAAUUAAUAAGUUACAAUACCAGGAGCAGAGUGGGCAAUCGCAAGACUAUAAUUGCAUCUGUCGGUUGCAUUUCUGGUCAUGACCCAAUGCUCAAAUAAACUGCAUUAGAUAUAGAAAGCGACAUCUACAAAGCACAAUCACUUGGUGAUCGUCAGUGCCACUGGAAAAAAAAAUCACUUACUGUACUACUUGCUAAUAAACCCUUGGGAACUGGGAAUUCCAGCACAGUGGAUGCCAAUUAAUGGCCAGACACACUGUUAAAUGGAAGCAUUGGUUUGAAGAAAUCCUUUGAUCAGGCACCGAUUCUUACAGCAUACGCCCUGCAGUGUUUGAAAGCAGUUGGAUCACAGGGAGAGUUCUCUUGAGUCUUCACAUAGUUUGAUCCCAUUAUGAGGCAUUCUAACUGAUUUGGUGGCAGUUGGGUGAUUUUUCUACUGGGAGAUGUUAAAAUGUAGGAGAAGAUACUCCAAAUAGGGUCUUUUUAAGAAAACGUGCAAAAAAAACUUGGUCGUAGUAACUUAAUGGCGAUGUUGGUAAGAUGUAUGUCUAUGUAAAUUUCACAUACUUGGUUUAGUUGACAUCUUCCUGUUAAUCCUUCUUUGCUUACAUUGUGUCGCCCUCUGAAAACAUUUGUCUCACUUGCUCGCCACCUCUCGUGGUUGGUAAAAGGAGCAAAGGAGCACAAAGAAAAUCCUACUAAAUCUUUGGGACGAUUUCAAGCUCAUUGCCUUUCACUGCUGAUAAGAACCCGGCAUUUCUGUAUUUUUUAAAGAAAACAAAUUCACACUGAGAGAGUCGAGACGUUUAAUUUUUGAUUGAUAAACUUCCUGCCCUUAUAAAGUCAGGUCAGUGAACAUCCCCACAUUGGAAAAUAUUGUUUGACUAAAGAGCUUUUGCUCUGUCCAGUGGGGAGAUAUUUAUAAUGUUUAACAUGGGCGUGAGUAGCUUUUAGCGACAAUGAUCUUUAACUUUGACUGUGUUGCUCUCUAUAUAAUGGCUACAAAGAUUUGAUCCAGCUCUGUAUUUCCAGACCCUUGAUCAUUAUCUUCAAUGAAAGUUUUGCUUAUUCUGGUAAGGUGGAAGGGUUAAUGUUAUCUGCUGCCAUAUGUGCCUAUUUACAUCCUGAAUAUUGGCUGUCUGGUCCAUAUAGUGACUAAGUAUACAGAGAGUGUGUGUAAAACUCUCGAAUGUGUGUGAGUGAGUGACUACAGGUAUUGGCUGAUGUUUAUUCUUUUGAUUAAAAUUUUACACGAA